Messenger RNA from Paramecium pentaurelia, 2038 nucleotides. NCBI's taxonomy places the organism in Eukaryota, Ciliophora, Oligohymenophorea, Peniculida, Parameciidae. The record is from the annotation of a GenBank genome assembly.
AUGAAGGCUAAAGCAAUAAUUGAAUUUGUCGUUUUUAUGGAUUCUCUUAAAACUAUUGGAAUCUUUUUAUUGGAUGAGGGAAUGUAUCAAAUAAGGAUUAACUUAUAUAUAUAGAGUGUAAGUGAUUUUGAGUAUUGCAGUCCUAAAAUUUGAAGAUUCCUCUUACACCGAAAGAAACCUUGUUAUUCAAGAGAAAUGAAUAACAAUACUUGCCAUAACACAUAAUAGAUAAUUUUUAUAUGAGUGAUGCAUUUUUAUUGAGAUAAUGGACAGAGGAAGUAUUAAAUUAUUUAAAAUGGAAAGGAAAAAUUUGAGAUAAAAAAUGGAUGUAGGUUUAGUGGUGCAAUUCCACAUAAUUUGAAAGAGCAACCAUGUUAUAUGGAGAUUGAAUUGAUGUAUUAUGAUUUAGCAUAGAAAAUUGUUUCAUUUUAAAGUAUAUCGAUGGCAAAGUUUAAAAUUGAAAACUCAUCUAAUGGAAUAUAUGAAUAUGUUCCUGUAAUAUUAGGAGAAGAUCACUUUAGUUUAUUAAAUCUAAUUGUAUAAUUAAUUUAUAUUAUAUAUGAUUAGGUUCUUUGUUCUUUGACUAGUUUUGACAUUUAAAUAUAGUAAGUAUAAAAUGAAGAUAAGAAGGCAGGAGAUCAACAUUAAAAUAUUAAUAUGAGAUAAUUGUAUAAUAAAGUGUUGGAACCACUUAAGACAUGUUAUCGAAAUAUGCAAACAUUCUAUUAUAAUAUGGAAUUAGAAAUGGAAAGACCUAGUAGUAAGGGAGGUAUGUAAUACCAUCUUAGAUAAACUAAGAGUUUUUAGAUAUUACCAUUAUCUAGUGCAGAUUAAUUAUUAAAAAAUGAAUAAAAUACAUAAUUAAUAAGUAAAGUAAUGGCAAAUGAAUUUAAAGUAUUAUAAAGUACAAUAAAUCAAUUAUGGCAUAAAAUAAUUAUAGGAUUAAAGUUAGGACAUUAGAAAAUAUUAAGAUAAUUAAAAAAGGAAUCAUUAACAAAUUUUUAAAGUAGAUAUUCUGCAUUUACUUAAAAAGAAGUUAUUCCUGUAGUAGAUCAUCAAUAUACAAUGAUACCUUAAUAAUAGAAAUAAAGUCAAGAGUAGGCAGAUUUAUAAAAUAAAAGAUUGGAAUAUUAAAAAUUAUUACUUUAAGGUCCAUCUAAAAUAGUUGAUUUAAAAAUAAUAGAUGAAAUUAAAGAUAAAUUAAUGAUUGUUGAAAAACAUUAUGUUACAAGAUAAACAUUCUAAUUAUCUAGAUCUAAAUUACAUCUCAUUGUUUUAGUUCAUGGUUAUUAAGGACAUUCUUAUGAUAUGAGAUUAUUGGAGAAUUAUAUGUGUUUAAGGUUUCCUUAGCAUAUGUUAUUAGUAUCAUUAUGUAAUCAAUAAAACACAGAAGGAGAUAUAUUACAAAUGGGUAAAUAUCUUAGUGAUGAAAUUAAAAAUUAUAUUGCAACAUGGUCUUAUACAGAUAAAUUAGUUAUAUCAUUUAUUGGACAUUCAUUAGGAGGAUUAAUUAUAAGAGCAGCAUUACCAUAUUUGGAUUUUGAAUUUCAUACUUUAUUAACAUUAGGAACACCUCAUUUAGGUAAUGUUACAAAUCAAAGACCAUUAAUUAAAUUUGGAAUGUGGUUUUUUUAAAAAUUAAAGAAAUCUCAAAGUUUAUCUCAAUUAAAUUGUUAUGAUGAUACAUUAUUAAAGUUAUCUUUAUUUCCUGGAAUGAAUAAAUUUAAACAUAUUAUUUUAUUUGGUUCUUAAUAGGAUCAUUAUGUAAAUAGUGAAAGUAGUUUGUUAAUGAAAGUUUCUGGUAUUGAAAAUGAAUAAAAGCAUAAUGAAAUGGCUACCAAUAUUUUAAGAUAAUUGCAUUAAAAUGAAGUUUUAAGAAUUAGUAUAGAUUAUAAAUUUUAUGAUGGGUAUCUUUUUUAUAAUUAUUAUUUUUAGAGAUUUUGAUACAUUUUUAGGAAGAAAAGCCCAUAUAGCAAUAUUAGAAUCACAUUUUCUAAAUUAAUAUAUAAUUUAUAACUUAGGAGAUUAUUUUAAAUGA